Molecule: messenger RNA, 2041 nt
Organism: Botrytis cinerea B05.10
Lineage: Eukaryota; Fungi; Ascomycota; Leotiomycetes; Helotiales; Sclerotiniaceae
Exons: 1
Coding region: 270-1808 (512 amino acids)
Source: RefSeq, a predicted model, not a curated record
GAAGAAUUUAUAUGGAUAUAGAACAAAGAAAACACGAAACAAUUGUUUCACAUUGUCUUUCAUCUUCAUUUUUUUAUCUUUUCAUUCAUCCGUUCAUUCAUCAUCUCUAGUUCUAUUAAUACAUCACCGUCAAUUCAUAUCAACAACGACAAUCACGGCGCGAAAGUGAAAACGAAAACGACAACGAUAAUGACAACAACAACGACAACAACAACAACAACAACGACAACGACAACGAUAACGACAAAGACAACGACAACAACAACGACAUGCCUCGCCGACCUCAUCGCCAUCCUCAGAAACAUUCUCUAUUCAUCAGAUGGUUCAUCAAACUCCUGAGACUCUUAGAUUCAAAUUUUCAUAUUUUGAUUGCUAUUCUUGCAAGCGUUCUUCUCUACUUCAUCCUGUCAAAAUUACAUACAAUCUUUGAUCAUGCCCUUUACUAUUACCAUCAUCCAGUUUCCUGUACUUGGGCUCUAUUUGAGAGUGCAAUCUUUCAUCUUGGUCAUCCAUUGAAAUUCCUCUCUUUGGUUUGGUUAUUUAUUUUCUCCUCCUCUAAUGCUUUUUCUUCCCCUCCUUUGACGGUUACAAUGAACAUGACGAAUACAAUGAAUUAUACUCUGCAACACCAUACUCUAGAGUUUCCAUAUUCAUAUGAUGGAAAUCGAAAAAGUUGUCAUUCUGAUUCUCUUUUUAAUUCCAAUUCCAAUUCCAAUUCCGUUUUUGGUUCGGGUCUAGAUCUUCCGGAGCUUUUGGGUGAGAUCUUCACCAAUUCUCUGGUUCCUACGACUUCAAGCUCGAUCAAAACUCCAGGAGAUCUCAAGAAUGCAAUCAUAGAACUCAGAAAAUUAUCUAUCAAUCAGACAACAACCCUUCCUCUUACAACAAGUCUUACCCCAUUCAUCGAUUCCGUCAUCGUCUUCGAAAAGUCUCUUUCCGCCCUUCAAGCUAGUGAAUUGGCUUAUCGUGAACUUUGGCUCCAUACCAUCUCGACUCUUUCAAAUUCUUGGUCUGCUACUCUAUCUAAAAUCACCACUUCAAUCAUUACUUUCGAAAAUUCACUUAAAUCUUAUCAAUCGAUUCAUUUUAAAUUCCCUUACAUCGAUCCAAUUACCGCAUAUCAUCACAGCGCCACCGCAAGAGAUAUGCUGGGCGAAAUCCAAUUGGCGCAUUGUGAGCAGAUUGUUCGGACGAAAGAUACGGUUAUGGUAUUUCGUAAAUCAGGGUUUCGAGUGAAGAGAAACUUGUAUCGGUUGAGAUCAUCCAUGGUGAGAAUGAAGAAGUGGAUUGAGAUUCUCCAGGAAGAUAUGGACAAAUUAAAGGUUGAUAAAGAGAGAUCGGAAAAGGAACAACUUCUAAAACAGCAGACUGUCAUUCACAGCAUAUUCAGUUAUUUCAGAGGGCGAAAUUAUACGGGUAUAAUUAAUGAAAAAAACCGUGAAGAUGGAAUAUCACCUUUGGAAACGAUCAAGAAAGAAUUGAAGACUUUGGAAGGCCAAAUGGAGGAGGAAUUAUUGCGAAUGGACAAGCUUAUGAAAGCUUGGGAGGCAUUAAAAGGGAGAGAGAAAAUGAGUUGUUGGUUUCCUGGCAUUUUGACGGGGUGGGGGGAACGUGAUGGUGGUGAAAGUCAAGGGAUGUUGGGUGGACGAAUUGGGGAGUUCAAUCUUGGUUGGCCAAUUGAAUAUGAUGAGUGGAGUCGAGAUUGGAUCUUACAGGUUUGGAGGUGGUGUAAUGAGAGAGGGAGAUUUGUUAAGGGGGUUGAGGAGAGGAGGGACAUUUACUUGGAGGGGAUUCAGGGAAGGGAGUAAAUGGGAGACAAAGGACGGGGGGCGGAUGACGCGCAGUGCUGGCAAUGACUGGGGUGGGGAUUACAAAACAGCCUUUCGUGAUUGAACAGUUUGGGUUAGUAAUUGGUUAGAAACUCUUAUGGGGAUAUGGAUGGAAGAUCGUUAGACAGGUAUUUUGGCCAAUAUGGUUGAGACUUCGCUUUCAAAACCCUAAAUUAAGUAUCAAGUUCCCGAAAUGAAGACUCAACUUGACA